AUGCGUGCCUGCCGUUCGGCACGAGAGGUGAGUGAAAACUCGACCCAUGCGUGCCUGCCGUUCGCCAGGAAAGUUGUGCUUGUUCUCAAAGAGGGGAAGAAUGGAGAAGUCGACAUGUCGAAGUGUAGGCGCAAGUGGGGAGUGGAGGGCGCUUGGGAUCCCCUGUGCAUGGGUGACACGUGUCAGCAAGGCUGCGAAGAGUUGCGACGUUUCGGUUCCCGAUGCUAG
This is a messenger RNA of Prunus armeniaca (apricot), 228 nucleotides long. The record is from the annotation of a GenBank genome assembly. Lineage: Eukaryota; Viridiplantae; Streptophyta; Magnoliopsida; Rosales; Rosaceae.